AUGGCGUCCUUCUUCAACCUCUUCAAGCGCCGCAAGGUGCCUCUGGCCUGCGUCAUGUCUCUCGACCAGGGCCACGUGCACACGCAAGCGUGCUUCGUCGAGAUCAUGCCGUUGUCGGUGGUCGAGCUGUUCCAGUCGCAAGGAUGCCAGUCUUGCCCACCGGCGCUGCCCCUGAUCCACGACGCGACGAACAACCCCAACCUCUUGCUCCUCACCUUCGACGUGACCUACUGGAACCCGUCGAGCGGGUGGGAGGACACGUUUGGCUCGUCCCAGUGGGACGCGCGACAGCGACAGUACGUCACGAAAUGGGGCCGCAACGGCCUCUUCACCCCGCAAAUCGUCGUCGACGGCUUGUCCGACGGCAUCGGCUCGACCCGGGACGAGGUCAACAACAUCAUCGCGCAGGCCAUGGAGAAACGGAACGGCAUUACUUGGGCCCUCGGUAUCGAUCGCAUUGGAAACGAGCUCAGACUCGCCUCGGAGAUCCCGGAGGCAGACAUGGUGUACGACGUCUUGGUCGUCACAUACGACCCCGAGGUGCAGACGGUCAAGGUCGGGAAAGGCCCUAACAAGGGCAAAAAGGUCCCGCAUCGCAACGUCGUGAAGGAGAUUGCCAAGAUUGGUGAGUGGAAGGGCGGCAUCGAGUCUAUCGCGCUUCCUCAAUUUAGGAGAGAUGGCUUUGAGAGGGUUGCUUUGGUGCAAGGAGGCAUGGGAGGGCCUAUCCUUGCUGCUCUGAAGUUGUAG
Molecule: messenger RNA, 747 nt
Organism: Exophiala spinifera
Lineage: Eukaryota; Fungi; Ascomycota; Eurotiomycetes; Chaetothyriales; Herpotrichiellaceae
Exons: 1
Coding region: 1-747 (248 amino acids)
Source: RefSeq, a predicted model, not a curated record